UUGUCACUCAAAUUAAAUUGAGAAUGGAAUCCAACAAAAUGUACGCGUACUUUGUGCAGUGAAAGUCAUCCUCAACCCGCCCGGAUUUCUGUCUCAUAGGAGCGGUGUUGGAAGAAUUUUGUUCUGCCUGCAAAUAAAAAAGUCAUUUAGUGUCCGUACUCCGGCUGACGUUAAUAGAUAAGUACAAGAAAUGGCAAUGUUCACGACGGCUCUAGCCCGUCAAUCGUAUCAAAUUUUCGGAAAAGGCGUCUUCCAACGUCAACUACAACUUACGCCAGCAGCAGCAAAAUGGCUAGCUACCUCUUCAUGUGCAAAGGCGGACGUUCUUAAACAGGGGGAAGAUUUUUGGGACAAGAAUAAGCGUCUAAAUCGCCCAAUGUCACCACAUUUGACAAUCUACAAAUGGCAAGUUACCAUGAUUGGUUCUAUCACACAUCGAGCAACGGGUUUGGCCAUGUCAGGGAUCAUGUCUGGAUUCGCAAUUGGAAUGCUCAUGCUGCCUGGAAGCUUUCCUCACUAUUUGGGCAUUAUCGAAUCCAUGCAUUACGGAGGUGCUUGUAUUUUCCUGUUGAAAUACGCCCUGUCUUGGCCUUUCAUGUUCCAUUUUGCUAACGGGAUCAGGCAUUUGGCGUGGGAUAUGGGAAAAGGAUUCGAAAACAAGGAAGUCGCAACUACCGGGGUGACCGUUGCUGCGAUUGCUACUGCCCUUGCCAUUAUUGUCUCAGUUAUGUAGGGAAAACAAGUCAUUUAAUUAAAAAGUAUUCAGAUAAAGUCAGUUUUUGUGAUGCGAUCAUGUUACAUAUAUAACAUUGGACAAUUUGAACAAAAUGCUAAUAAUUCGUACUGGCAAGUUGUAAAGUUCUAUGUAGUAGAAUGAAGUAAUAAAUAACUUAAUCUAAGUAAUUUAUUGUUGGAA
Molecule: messenger RNA, 916 nt
Organism: Folsomia candida
Lineage: Eukaryota; Metazoa; Arthropoda; Collembola; Entomobryomorpha; Isotomidae
Product: succinate dehydrogenase cytochrome b560 subunit, mitochondrial
Exons: 5
Coding region: 191-733 (180 amino acids)
Biological process (GO): tricarboxylic acid cycle; mitochondrial electron transport, succinate to ubiquinone
Cellular component (GO): membrane
Molecular function (GO): succinate dehydrogenase activity; electron transfer activity
Source: RefSeq, a predicted model, not a curated record